This is a messenger RNA of Sungouiella intermedia, 1266 nucleotides long. Lineage: Eukaryota; Fungi; Ascomycota; Pichiomycetes; Serinales; Metschnikowiaceae. The record is from the annotation of a GenBank genome assembly.
AUGGCUUUAGGAAGCAUGUUCCCCCAUAACUCCAAGUUCAAGGUCCACAUAGUCCUUGUGGUGGUUUUACUUGUAUGGGGUGUUGUCAUUGGAGGUAGUAUUUUCUACUCUCGUUCCUCUAAGGUCAUUGAGCAUCAUACAAUACCUUCAGCCUUCACUGACUCCAAGUCAGAACUCGUGGACAACAUCUCCAAAGAAGAGGACUGUUCAAAGCGCCCAUAUAUUGUUGAACCCAAGGCACAAUUUGACGUAGCUAAGAAGAUAGCUUUUAUCUCUCGGCAUGUUGGAACUACUGCUGAUUUCAGAUAUAUGGCAUACCACCUUCAGCUCGAGAAUGUUGAAUUUUUAGACUGCAAAUCGUGGUUUGGUUUCAGAGAUACCAAAGAAAAAUAUGCCUCUUUAGUGAAAUCUGGGAAGAGAGAUGAAAUCUGUUCGCAGUACGAUGCUAUUUUCAUCUCUGAUACCUUGUCAGACGGAUGGCCAUUUAUAAUGGGAGAACACAAGUGUAAGAAUGUACACUUUGUUGUGACCAACAGAUUUGACUACGGAGUUCGUGACGACGAACAGAAAGACUUCCACGACGACGUGAGUAGAGCUUUAAACAGAAAAGAUGGCUACAACUUGAAAUUGGUGGUCAAUAAUCUUUUCGAGAUUCCAUUCAUGGAGAGUAGGGGUGUUGUCGUUCCUGAAAAGGAUAAGAGUCCGCUAAUUCGUCCAUUUGGAUUCACCACCCUCGCCGCCAGUAAAGAAGAAGUGAACAAAGAGCCUUGUCUUCUAAUCGGACGUGUGGACCAGGACAAAGAACUCAUGCAUCUGUUGGUUAAAAAACAUACUGGUCAUGACUGCAAGGUGUUGGUGGGUCAAUAUGGAGGUCCAAGAACUUUGAGUAGAUACCACUCUAUUGUGGUACAUUUGCCUUAUCAAGUUUCUAUCAUGAAAAUGUGGGAGAAUCUUAAUUACGGAACUUUAAUGGCUAUUCCAAGCCCCAAAUUCUUUACCAAGAUUUGCAACGAAAACACAUGUGGACAGACAGAGCACGUUUUUGAGACAAAGAAAGUGUUUAAAGAUACCUGGCAUGAGUAUGUUGAUUUCUACUUGCCUGGAUGGGAAAAAUGCUUUGUUCAAUUUGACAGCUGGGAUCACUUGAAGGAUAUUAUCGAAAAACGUGAAUACGUGAAUGAUAUCAACACCUGUCGUGACAUGAUGUUGGAUAUGAGAGAUGAAAACCUAAAGCAGUGGAAGAAGGUAUUCAACGACUUCCAGUAA